GAAUGUAAUGAAUUAUUGUCUGCUUGACAUAAUUAUUUCUACAGACGAUUGCGCUGAACAAAGCAACAAUAAACAAAUAAUUUCUCUCUGCAGCAGAAAGGCAGCCACAAACAUGAAGUGCUUGAGUGGAUAUUUAAUUUUAUACAGAGUAUAAAAUUGUUGUGAAUGGAUAGUAAAAAAAAUUAUGAAUGGAAGAAAAAAAGUUUAAAAAAAAGAAAAAUUGAAAAGAAAAUAAUUAAUUUUCUCCACAUAAGCAUAGAGAGUGAAGAAGCCAAGCAGUUCAAUGUGUUGAAAUGGAAGGCGAGAAAUUUUCCUGGUUUGCAAAGAAUUAUUUGAGGAAACGGCCACGACUUGAGUCCACACCAUUUGCUGAAGAUCAAAUGGCGUCCACAUCAACAUGUAUGCCCUCAACAUCGUCCACAACUACCCGUAGAGUAGCUAGACAACGUAUUCUGAUUGAACCGAGCGAUGAGCAGCUGCUGAAAUGGCAAGAGAGACAGAUAUCCGAGUGCAUCGUUGAAAAUACCGUUAAUCAAAUGGUUGAAUCCUAUCUUACAUUUAUCGAAGGUGAAAAUACGAAUAAUGGAGCACGAAAUGAAUUGGAACGCGAAGCAUAUCAUGCAUACAGAGCUCAGGAAAAUUUUGAAGACUCUGCCAUUGUAUGGGCAAUUGAUCAAUAUGGCUUGCAGCAGCACAGUCAACAAUUUUUUAAUGACAAUCGCACCGAAACUAUGUCUACGUCAUCAUCAUCGAUAUCAUUGUCAUCACCGCCACAUUUACCGUCACAAGAUGACCUGUACUUUUUUAAAAGUUCACAAGAUAAAAAUCAAGAUCAAGCAGAAUCAAAAAGUGCGUCCAAUUCGCAAGCUGAAUGUUCACAGGAGGGCGAAUGUAGUAAAGCAACAGAGAAUCAGGUAUCUGAAGCAUCCGAUCAAGGGGAAAAACUUAACGAAUCUGCAGCCGAGCCACAUCAAUCAGCUGCUGGACAGGCAAUAAACGAUGAACAUUUCGAUUUUAUGGAAGCUGCCGUUGCAGUAGCCAUUCAGGAAAAAGGUCUUGUUUCGUACUCGAUGCAAAAAUCACCAAACAGAUAGUACAAAAAAAAAUCAGCAAGCUGCAUAAUUCAUUUUAUUUCCGUUGCUCUCAAGUUGCGCAGACAUUAUUCGAAUAUAUAGAUGCAUACAUAUAUCUCCGUACACUAUUUAAGAGUUUGAAUUAAUUAACAAAACUUCAUUUUAAAAAGAAGUAGCCAGUAGAAUUUUCGUGUGAUUUUUUCUCGUUUCAAACAAAUAAAAAUAAAUCUUUCAUUGAAGUAUAAA
Sitodiplosis mosellana (orange wheat blossom midge) is the source of this 1319-nucleotide messenger RNA. RefSeq lists its product as uncharacterized. The transcript has a single exon. The record is from RefSeq and is a predicted model, not a curated record. The coding region runs from base 294 to 1094 and encodes 266 amino acids. NCBI's taxonomy places the organism in Eukaryota, Metazoa, Arthropoda, Insecta, Diptera, Cecidomyiidae.